This is a messenger RNA of Chionomys nivalis (European snow vole), 4737 nucleotides long. RefSeq names its product serine/threonine kinase 32A (gene Stk32a). Gene Ontology annotation, biological process: G protein-coupled receptor signaling pathway; regulation of signal transduction; protein phosphorylation. The record is from RefSeq and is a predicted model, not a curated record. Gene Ontology annotation, molecular function: G protein-coupled receptor kinase activity; ATP binding; G protein-coupled receptor binding. The transcript has 13 exons. Bases 228 to 1421 code for a protein of 397 amino acids. Lineage: Eukaryota; Metazoa; Chordata; Mammalia; Rodentia; Cricetidae.
GAGCCCAGCACGCAGCCUUGCCUGGCUGUUCCCGCAGCCGCGUCUUACUAGGCAGGUGUCUUCUGUCCCCACUGCUCUUGGCCUGCGGAGUGUGGUCAGCCCCAGCUCCUCGAAUGGAAGCAUCAUCCUGAGAUAAGAGCUGACUUUCCAGGACCUGCACUGAACAACGAUGAGUAUUUCUUCUAGCAUACUGUAACUAGAGUGUCCAGGUCAGUGCAGACUUGAUCAUGGGAGCCAACACUUCAAGCAAAGCACCAGUGUUUGAUGAAAAUGAGGACGUCAGCUUCGAUCACUUUGAAAUUCUGCGGGCCAUCGGGAAGGGCAGCUUUGGCAAGGUCUGCAUCGUGCAGAAGAAUGAUACCAAGAAGAUGUAUGCCAUGAAAUACAUGAAUAAGCAGAAGUGUGUGGAGCGCAAUGAAGUGAGGAAUGUCUUCAAGGAACUCCAGAUCAUGCAGGGCCUGGAGCACCCUUUCCUGGUGAAUCUGUGGUAUUCCUUCCAAGAUGAAGAGGACAUGUUCAUGGUGGUGGAUCUGCUCCUUGGUGGGGACCUGCGUUAUCACCUGCAGCAGAAUGUCCACUUUCAGGAAGACACGGUGAAGCUCUUCAUCUGUGAGCUGGCCAUGGCCCUGGACUACCUGCAGAGCCAGCGCAUCAUCCACAGGGAUAUGAAACCUGACAAUAUUUUACUGGAUGAACAUGGGCAUGUGCACAUCACAGACUUCAACAUUGCUGCUCUGCUGCCCAAGGAGACUCGGAUCACCACCGUAGCUGGCACCAAGCCUUACAUGGCACCUGAGAUGUUCAGCUCCAGGAAAGAAACAGGCUACUCCUUUGCUGUCGACUGGUGGUCCCUGGGGGUGACAGCUUACGAGCUGCUAAGAGGCCGGAGACCGUACCAUAUCCGCUCCAGUACUUCCAGCAAGGAAAUUGUGAACAUGUUUGAGACGGCAAUUGUAACUUACCCUUCUGCUUGGUCACAAGAGAUGGUAUCCCUUCUGAAAAAGCUACUUGAACCUAAUCCAGACCAACGAUUUUCCCACUUGACUGACAUUCAGAGUUUCCCUUACAUGAGUGACAUGAACUGGGACGCAGUGCUGCAGAAGAGGCUCAUUCCCGGCUUCGUUCCAACUAAAGGCAGGCUCAAUUGUGACCCUACUUUUGAACUGGAAGAAAUGAUUUUGGAAUCCAAACCUCUUCAUAAGAAAAAGAAGCGCCUGGCCAAAAAGGAGAAAGAGAUGAGGAAAUGCGACUCCUCUCAGACCUGUCUUCUUCAAGAGCACCUUGAUGCCGUUCAGAAGGAAUUUAUCAUUUUCAACCGAGAAAAAGUAAAAAGAGACUUUAAUCAACGACAAGCAAAUCUAGCCUUGGAACAAGCCAAAAACAACCCAGAAGAAGAAGAUGGCCAGAAUAACAAUCUGUGAAGCUUCAUUAUUUUUGGGGGACAGUUCUUGGCACCUGGCCAGAAGCUUCUGAUUAUUGCAUCCAGAAGAGCUAACGGCAGUCCUUACCUCUCCACACCUCAUGACUUAGAGAAUGUGAAUGAUUAUCCUUCCAAGGUGGCAACACUCUACAGCGACGGGAGCCCUAGUUCUGAGCUCCUCAGAUCUGACUGCACCACAUUGAGUCUGUCAUUGAACAGUCAUUGAACUUCCUCCUCUGUUUUAGGUCACCGCUUGGAAGGUAGAGAGUUCUAUCAGCCUUUAGUCUGUUAAUGCCACAGUUAUUCUAAGCGGCCUUUAUUUUCAUUUUCAAAUGAAUAUUUCAGUGUAGAUUUAUUUUUUCAUUCUUUUUGAUGACAUUGUGAAAAUGGACACAUUUUGCAGUGAGCCUCUUCAGGGUUAGAGAAUAUCACACAGAGGCCAGAAUUCCAAGGCCAGGUUAGACAGGAAUAGAAUAUUCCAUCAAUAAUAAAUAUGGAGGUCAGAUUAGGAGUAGAGACUCUUAGGACCUUGCAGGGGGGACCUAAUGUUGACACGGCAUCUGUUAGCAAGGACCUACUGUGCACGUGGCCUCUCAACUUCUCUUCAGGGAUAUGGCCUUGCUCAUCUGAACUUGGUACUGAUGGAAGGAGUACCAAGCAGAAGUUUAAUAAGCACUAAGCAGAAGUUUAGUGAAUGCUGCAAGCUGUGGUAUUUUCAGCAUGGCAGUUGUACAAUGUUUGACUCUAUUUGCUAAUCUCUGGUAAGCCUGUCCCUUGAGGGCCUAUUUUUCUCAUGAUUAGCAGAGACCUGCUUCUGGAGAGGGUGAGAGAGUGCUGCCCCAAUGAGGGCAGGUUUGCUUCUAACAGUUCAGUGGCGUCAUACCUCAUAGGAGAGUCACCUUGCAUGUUAAAAUUGGAAGCUAGUGAAACCUCCCCUUGAUAAACUCCUAACUCCACAUGGCGCAAGGGAAAGAAAAAUUAGCCAGUCCGUUGCUUUUCUGUCAUGAAACAUGUUACUUUGUUUUGUUUUGUUUUGUUUUGUUUUGUCUGGUCCCUUAUUUUUCAUAUUGGCCAGAUAAAUAUGGAACAAUUCACACAUGGCCACAGAAUAGAAUUACAUUUAAAGCAACAGGAUGCUUACAGAUCCCAGAAGUCAAGUUCAGGGAGACUAAUGUCCCCACAUUAUACUCACUGUGAGAUGGCCAGCAGGAGUUGCCUAGCUACUUAAAACAUUACUGAUGUCUCACUCUUUCCCGUCUUCAUAUUUCAAUUGUGUGCAAAGUGUAAUUCAUGUAAAUGUGUGUGUCACGUAACUACACUGUACUGAUGCAAAUGAAAUCUUGGAAGGAUCUCUUUGGAUGUCCCAUUGGUGCCACUGGGUAGAAUCAAAAAGGAUGUGGGCUUUAGAAAGCAUUGCUUUUAACUCCUGAAAACCGAGGCCAUCUAGUGGUCAUCAUGAUGAUAGCAAGCUGGCUCAAAGGACCUGAGGUCUUGGGGAAGACAGACAGAUGGAAAUAGAUGCUAGACACUGCAGCAACAAUUAAGUUUGUGCAGAGAAGCAGGAGCUGAACCCAAGACCAGCAUUUAUGGUUCUCCAGAAUUUUCGACAUGGCUGUUACAGUGCCUAUAUACUAAGAGCAACCAUUUUUUUUUUUUUAAGAAUCAAAACCUACUCCUUUUAUCCAACUCUUCUCUCUGAAGUUCUCACGUGUUAUUUGUGGUAGUCUGGUCACGUUUAGUCACUGUUUAAUUCAAAGCACUUGCCCUGACUUUCAGGGUGUUGAAUGGGUCAGAUAUAGCGACAGUGAGGUGACUGGACUCUGUUCCAGACUGUCACCUCAGCCAGGGUCAGGGACCACACACACACCCCAGCUUCAGCCUUUUAUCUGUCUGUAUUGAGGACCUGAUGUGCGAUGGAUUCCCUUCCUUCACAUGGAUCCUUCUUCUGGAUCUUGUUGGCAUCCUCCAAAACAGCAGCUUUCAGAAAUGGUUCCCAAAGGCCAGCAAGGCCAGCAGGUGUGCUCCGGGGUGAUGUGGACUGUUUAGCAUCUUUAAACACUAAGGUGGGGAUAGGAACCCAUGGGAUCUUGGAAGUUCCAAUUCCUAGUUUUUAUUCCCGUUGAGCAUCUUUCUGAGUCCUGCUGGCUUUUAGAACUGGGAUGUGCUAGUUCUGGUGCAAUCUGAGUUUGGGUUGAUUUCUAGUGCCAGUCAGAUAAGUGGCACGCAAUGUGUUUCAAGUUAAAGAAGAAACGCAACAUUGGCCUAGGUCUGUACCUCCGCAGCAGAAUGUGUGCUGAGCAUGCACGAAGGCCUGGGUUAGGACCACAGCACCAGGAGAAACAGAAUCACUGCAUCUGGCUGUAAAGAAUAACAUCCUGAGCACGGUCCACUCCUGAGCGUUGUAAAGAAGAGAUUUAAAAACAAAACCCAACGUUCCCUAAUGCUCCUGGUGAUUGCUUCUUGGUUUUGUUCCCUAAUUUGAGAUAAAUGUUAGCACCUCCCAGAUGAAACAACCCUCAAUUGUACUUCUGAGAAGAAUUAGGACUGAGAAUAUCAGAAACAGUGUGACUAUCCCAUCGCUUUUUCUGCUACUCGAAGAAUCGCUCCUAGGAAUUUCCUCCCGUACCGCACAGAGCCCCUGAAAGGCCUGAGCAGGGUCUGAAAGCCAGAGUGUCCUGCCUGUGACCCCACUCUCUGCACUGCAGUGAACUGCCAUCUCCAGAAUUCCCAGUGACCCAGAGUGGAGGGGUGGGGCAGCCUUACCUGUGGAGCAACCCUAGCCAUGAUCCUCACUCCCUGGAUGGAUGGAAGGAACCGGCUAAGGGCCAGUGACCCCACAGCAGCCCUGGUGUUGGCUGGGAUGAUCUUUAGGACAGGAAUGAAUCUCAAACAGCACAGAGUAUUGCUAAAUUAAUCACAGUAAUCUAAUUAAUUAGUGGGGAUCCAGAAAUGACUAGAUUUCCUAUCACUAUGGCUUUCCUAGUGGACAUGUGGAAGAGGAACAAGGAAAAGGGGGUGCAGAUGCAGUUAUUGAGACCUGUGUUGCUUUCCGAGGUUGCCAAGGAUGCUGAGUUUCCCUGCUUCAGUUGCUCAGUGAACAGGCUUAACAAGCACUUUGCUGAGCUCCUCCGUGUCCCUGUGUUCCGUCCACACAAUAUCUGCCUCCUCCUCUUGUCCACCUGUGACUGCUCUUCACUGUGAGUUGUGCGUCUGCCCAAUGUUAGACACCGAGACUCCGACUUUUAUUUUUCUGUGCUGUUCUGAACUGGUGGCUGAUUUAAAAGCCCCCAACUUAAAAAAACAAAGUAUGCUUCUGU